Messenger RNA from Aspergillus saccharolyticus JOP 1030-1, 7909 nucleotides. RefSeq names its product type I polyketide synthase. The coding region runs from base 1 to 7896 and encodes 2631 amino acids. Lineage: Eukaryota; Fungi; Ascomycota; Eurotiomycetes; Eurotiales; Aspergillaceae. The transcript has 12 exons. Gene Ontology annotation, molecular function: oxidoreductase activity; phosphopantetheine binding; zinc ion binding. Gene Ontology annotation, biological process: secondary metabolite biosynthetic process; fatty acid biosynthetic process. The record is from RefSeq and is a predicted model, not a curated record.
AUGGAGUCUGAACCCGGGGAGCGGGAGCCCCUUCCCCCUCUCGCUAUCAUCGGGUUCUCAUUCCAGUUCCCUGGAGAUGCAACCACCCAAGAUGCAUUCUGGGACAUGUUGAUGCAAGGCAGAUGUGCAUCGACCGAGUUCCCCGCGGACCGGAUGAACAUCGAUAGCCAAUACAAUGCCAACCGUGACAAGCUUCACAGUGUCUCCUGCCGGGGCGGCCACUUUCUCACCCGCGAUCUCGCGGCUUUUGACGCGCCUUUCUUCAACAUCUCCGACGCGGAAGCCAAGUCCAUGGACCCGCAGCAUCGUCUGGCCUUGGAGACCGUGUAUCAUGCUCUCGAGAAUGCCGGUCUUCCGAUGGAUACCGUGGCGGGCUCGAAGACAAGUGUGAUGGCGGGCUCCUUCUGUAACGACUAUCACACCCUCCAGACCAAGGAUACGUUGAAUUUCCCCAAGAACGCUACCACAGGCAGUUCUCAGAGCUUGAUUGCCAAUCGGAUCAGCUGGUUCUUUGAUCUACUGGGGCCCAGCGCGACGGUGGACACUGCGUGUUCGAGCAGUCUUAUGGCGGUGGAUCUGGCCUGUCAGUCACUGUGGAGUGGUGACGCGACUAUGGGAAUUGCGCUUGGAUGUAACGUUAUCCUCGCCCCGGAAAUGACCAUCGGCUUGGACAAUCUGGGACUCCUCUCCCGCGAUAGUCGCUGCUACAGCUUUGACGACCGCGCCAACGGAUAUGCCCGCGGUGAAGGCAUCGGGGCUGUGAUCAUCAAACGUCUUGAGGACGCCGUGGCAGCUGGGGACACCGUCCGCGCGGUCAUUCGGUCGUCGAGCUCCAACCAGGAUGGCAAGACCCCGGGGAUUCUGCAGCCAAGCAAAGAGGCGCAGGGCCGGUUGAUCCGUGACACCUAUCAGAAGGCUUGUCUUGACAUGAGAUCGACCCGAUACUUUGAGGCUCAUGGAACUGGGACCCCGAUUGGCGAUCCGAUCGAGACUCGGGCGAUCGGAUCGGCGUUUCAAGCUUAUCGCUCCUCGGACGAUCCUCUCUAUGUUGGCUCUGUGAAAUCCAAUAUAGGUCAUCUCGAAGGGGCGAGUGGGAUUGCGGGCUUGAUCAAAGCGGUUCUGAUUUUGGAGAAUGGUAUCAUUCCCCCCAAUAGCAGUAAUCUGCAGUCGGUCAACCCGCAGAUCGAUGAGCAAUACCUCCAUCUCAAGAUUCUGCAAGAGGCCAUCGCUUGGCCCUCGCCGGGUCUACGUCGGGCUUCAAUCAACUCCUUUGGCUUUGGCGGGGCUAAUAGUCACGUCGUCCUUGACGAUGCUUUCAACACUUUUCGUAUGCACGGCAUCGAGAAUGGUCGUCAUCGGACUGUCAUUGCACCUCCUAUGCUCAAGGGACUCGGUGUCUCGGUGCGAGAGGAUGCUCGUCAUGCAACUGGACGCUCCACGCCCGACAUGACUGGUCCUCCCUCUACGGAAGCUGAUUUGACUCUUCUCGUGUGGUCAGCAGCAGACCAAGCCGGCAUUCAGAGACUCUCGGACGCCUGGCAGCAUGUCUCGUUCAAUGAGGGUCUAUCCCAAUGCACGGAGACCUACAUACGCGACUUGGCUUUCACACUAUCUGCCAGACGAAGCCACCUUGCCUGGAGAUCCUUUGCGGUUGUCAAGCCACAGGAAGCCUUGCAGUCUGUGGUGGACAAGAUGAGUCCUGCUAUCAGUUCCAAGUCUACUCCUCAUCUCGCCUUUGUCUUCACAGGCCAAGGAGCCCAGUGGCACGCUAUGGGUCGCGAGCUUAUCGAUCAAUACCCCGCCUUCAGAAACAGUCUGGCUGACUCGAACCAGUAUUUCAAGACUCUUGGAUGCCAGUGGGACGUGAUCGACGAGCUGCAGAAAGAUGAAUCCGAAACGCAAGUCUACAAUCCGACCUUUGGGCAGCCAUUGUGCACAGUACUGCAGAUUGCUCUGGUCGAACUCCUCCAAAGCUGGCAGCUGAAGCCCAGUGCGGUAGUCGGUCAUUCUUCAGGUGAAAUCGCCGCUGCUUACUGUUCGGGCGCAAUUACGAAAUAUUUCGCUCUGAAGAUCGCGUACUAUCGAGGGUUCCUCACCGGGAUUAUGGGGAACUUCUGUCAACGCUCGCUCGCAUGGCAAAUCGCCAAGUCCGUGUCUCCUAACAUGCAGGGUGCUAUGCUGGCUGCAGGGCUGUCUCAAAAAGAGGCUCAGAAGUAUCUGGCGGUCGUGUCCUCCCAUUUUGGUGAGCUGAAGCUCGACGUUGCGUGCGUCAACAGUCCUACCAGCGUCACUAUAUCUGGCUGCGCGAGACAGAUCGAUCACCUGCACCGACUCCUCGUCGAGAAGAAGUUGUUCUCACGAAAGCUUGCAGUCAAUGUCGCAUACCACUCCUAUCAGAUGAAGGAGAUUGCGGACAUAUACCGUGAUCUGCUGGAGAAGGUGGAACGCCCACCCAAAGCGAAAAAACCAGCGGUCAUGGUCUCCAGCGUCACCGGGUCCUGGAUCUCAGCGGAAGAGCUUUCCACGCCCGACUACUGGGUGAAGAACUUGGUGUCGCCUGUUUUGUUCCACGACGCCCUCGCACUUCUGUGCACCGCCUCCCGAACACCCGCCCGGAAGUUUGACGGCAGUCAUCGCUACAACGUAGCGCUGGACCACCUCCUGGAGCUGGGACCUCAUUCGGCUCUGCAGGGUCCCUGUCAAGAAACCCUGGCGGCAAUGGACAAGCAGGGCCAGGUCUCUUACGUUCCCUUCCUCCGCCGUGGUCGCUCUGCGGUUCACUGUGCCAUGGAGAGCGUGGGCCGCCUGCACUGCAGUGGAUACGCGAUUGACCUGUCCUCGGUCAUACGAAGCGCACAAGAAGAGCAAGACCAGCCCCGCCUACUCGUCAAUCUGCCCGAAUACCCCUUCAACCUCACCAAGAAGUACUGGUUCGAGAGUCGCAUCAGCAAGAACUACAGACUCCGCCGGUUCGGCCACAUGGAACUGCUCGGUGUGUCGGACCCAGACGCAACCCCCCUGGAAGCCCGAUGGAGGAACAUCAUCCGCAUCGCCGACAUGCCGUGGGUGGAAGACCACAAAAUCAACAACAGCGUGCUGUAUCCCGGUGCGGGCAUGGUCGUCAUGGCUAUCGAAGCUGUCAAGCAGUUGGCAGACCCGAAUCGAAGCAUCGCGAGCUUUGAGCUCCGUGACGUGGUGUUCUCGUCGGCGCUGCAGGUUCCCGCUCACGCUGAGGGCAGCGUCAAGAAGGACUCGACGGCUUGGUUUGAGUACCGCAUCUGCACGUUCGACCAUGGUUCCUGGGUUGAGAACAGCUCUGGGUCGGUGCAAGCUCGGUAUGCGCCUGAUGAGAAAACAGCCAGUCUCAGUGACGGCAUAGAGGCUGAGUGGCAGGCAUCCCUCGUUAGCACCUACGAACGUGCAUACAAUCACUGCACCGCAUGUGCAGAUGCUGAUGCGUUCUACGAGUGGUUGCAUGAGUCUGGUUAUCACUAUGGCCCUGCGUUCCGCGUGAUUCAGGGCUUGUAUCAUGGACCAGAAGAUGACUACAGCACCAUGGUUGCGGAAAUCAAGCCCUUUCAGCCAUCGAUAACGACAGCACAGGCCGAGUAUCCAGCCCACACCAUCCACCCCACUACGCUGGAUGGCGUUAUCCAGAUGAUGGCAGCGUUGGUCACGAAUGCUGGGCAGCGCAAGAUUCCUGUCUCCGUGCCAACCAGAAUCAAUCGACUCUGGAUCUCGAACACAGGCGGACUGAGCCAUCCUUCGUCGAGUCUCAUCAACACCUACGCGACCUCUAUCCGGUCCGCCGUCGGCGACACCCAGUACUCAAUGACGGCAUACGAUCUGCAUGUCACCAAAGCUCUGCUGACCUUGGAAGGGUUGAAAGUCACCUCCAUCGCAGCUCCAGAGAUCGUCUCAUCCUCGGACCAAGUCAAGGCCGACAGCCUGUGCCAUCACGUGGAAUACAAGCCCGACACUGACCUUCUCGAUGCGCGCGGAUUCUUGACGGCCUUUGGCAUACAAGAGCUUCAAGUCCUGGGGCCGGUGCAGCACCUGCGGGACAUUGAGUUUCUGAUCGCCACCUGCAUCUGCAAGUAUGCCGACCCGCUCAGUGAGCUGGACCCAGGCAGUCUUCCCUCGCACACGCGAUGCUACAUUGACUGGAUCGUGAAGCACAAGAGGCUGCUGGAGCUCGACGCUUCGGACUUUGGAUCUAUUGAAUGGCACCACCUGAUGGAUGACGAGGUCUAUGGAGCUCAGGUACACCAGCGUGUCGAAGAGACCAGCAAGCGCGGCAGGCUCGUCAGCACCAUCUGCAAGAAUCUCGUCGAGAUCCUCGAGGACCCCAUCCCCCAUCUCUUCAAGGACAAUCUGCUUUCCGACGUGUACUCCGAGAUGCUGUACGGCCUCCCCGCGGCAUCAGGCUUGAUCCGCUACAUCGACGCUCUCGCCCACAAGAACCCGCGCAUGAACAUCCUCGAGAUCGGGGCCGGGACCGGAGCGAUGACGCAGCUGUGCCUGCAGGCGUUGGCGGGCCCCGACGCGAGUCUCCCGCGCUACAACCGCUGGGAUUUCACCGAUAUCUCCAGCUCGUUCUUUCCAGAUGCUGUCAGCCGGUUCGAGACAGAGAAGCAGCGCAUGGAUUUUCGUGUGCUGGACAUCGAGCAGGAGCCGGCGGAUCAAGGCUUUCAAGCUGGGUCGUAUGAUCUGGUCGUGGCUUUUCUGGUGCUUCAUGCCACGGUGGAUCUCGCAGCUAGCCUGCGUAACGUCCGGCAACUGCUGAAGGUCGGGGGGAAGCUUCUCCUUUUCGAGAUCACCCACCCCGAGCCGGUGCGAGCGAGCUUUGUCUUUGGCCUUUUCGAGGGUUGGUGGCGCGCGCGCGAGCCCUCUCGUCAAGAUCACCCGUGCGUGGGUGUCGAGCAGUGGGAGGAGCUGCUGACCGAAAAUGGUUUCUCCGGGUGUGAUCUGGCGAUCGAUGACUAUGCGGAUAAAGCGUGUCAUGAAGGGACAUUGAUCGUGUCAAGUGCCGUGGCUCCAGGCGCCCCUGUCGACACUAUCUUGCCCCCAGUCGAUCCCGCCAUAGCCACUCAACCCAACCCUUCAGCGCCGCACAUCCCGAGGCUGUUCAACAUCAUCGUCAACUCUGCAAUUCCUCUUCAGAACGAGAUUGCGGGAGUGCUGAUGUCGCAACUUUACGAGGCCGGCGCCCGAGUCAUCGCGAAACGCGGCAUCGAAAGUAUGAUGAACCGAGGUCUUUCUACCAACACAACGGACAUCUCUCUCCUCGACAUUGAGGUUCCAUACAGCUACAACAUGAACAAACGCGAGUAUGAGCGGAUCCAGAAACUGAUCACCACUACGACCAACCUCAUCUGGGUCGGCAGCGGAGGGGGCCACCAACCCGCUCCGCAGUUCCGGCUUGUCGACGGUUUAUUCCGGGUCCUCUUUCGCGAGCUGCCCAGAGCAAAGAUCACUACCGUGUCGUUGGAGCAGGGGGAGACAUCCGAGCAUCAGACGGAGCAGAUCAUGAAAGUCCUCACCGCCGUCUCGACAGAGACCCGCGACUCGGACACAGAAUACUGGGAGACGGAUGGAGUGCUUCACAUCGGCCGCUUGGUCCCCGCCACGCCUAUCUCCAAGACCGUUGCGAAGAUGAAGCAACCCCAGCAAAAGCAGCUCAAUGCAUACGGCGCCGGCCCCCCGCUCCGCCUCGAAGUCGGCACCCCCGGCCUCCUGCACACGCUUCAGUUCGUCGAAGACAAAUCCCUCCGCGGGCCCCUGCUGCCGGACGAGGUGGAGGUCAAGGUCAAGGCGGUCGGUCUCAACUUCCGCGACGUCCUGAUCGCACUGGGCCGUCUGGAAAGCGACACUCUCGGGGCGGAGUUCGCCGGGGUGGUGGUCCGCGUUGGCGCGCGCUGCCAGCGCUUCAAACCCGGGGAUCGAGUCGUGGUCUUCCAUCCGAGCCGAUACGCGACCUUCGUCCGGGUGCGCGAGAACAUGUGCAUCGUGCAACUGCCCGACGAGAGUAUGUCCUUCGUGACUGCGGCUGCGAUCCCGGUGGCGUUCGCGACUGCCUGGAUCACCCUCACACAGCUGGCACGGCUGCAACCGGGCGAGUCAAUCCUCAUACACUCGGGCGCCGGCGGCACAGGGCAGGCGGCGAUCCAGGUCGCCCGUCAUCUGGGAGCCAAGGUCUUCGCGACGGUCUCGACCGAAGCCAAGAAACAGCUCCUAAUGCAGCGGUACCAGAUCCCCGACCAGCACAUCUUCUCCAGUCGCAACACGCUAUUCGUCAAGGGCAUCAAGCUCCUCACUGCCGGUGUGGGUGUCGAUGUGGUCCUGAACUCCCUGGCGGGCGACAUGCUCAUCGCCUCGUGGGAGUGCAUUGCGCCGUUUGGACGCUUCAUCGAGAUCGGCAAGAAUGAUAUCCUGACCAACACCAAGCUCCCGAUGCUGCAGUUCGAGAAGAACGUGAGCUUUUCCGCGGUCGAUCUGGCCCAGGUGGCCUUCGAGCGGCCGCACCUGAUCCGACAGGCUCUGGCGGACGAUCUGUUCAGUUCCAUCGCGAUGGGCAGGUUGACGCUGCCUCAUCCACUACAGGUCUUCGGCAUCUCAGAACUCGAGCACGCUCUUCGUUAUCUGCAGGGCGGGAAGAAUUCGGGCAAGGUCGUGGUCGAGCUGCGUGAUGACGAGCAGGUCAUGACCCUUCUGGACACGAAGCCGUCGUUCACGUUCGAUCCCAACGCGACCUAUGUCAUUGCCGGCGGGCUGGGAGGCCUCGGGCGCAGCAUCGCCAGCUGGUUCGUGGACCGCGGUGCGCGCAAUCUCGUUCUCCUGUCGCGCUCAGGCCCCAAGACCGAGCAGGCUCGCCAGCUGGUUGCGAAGCUCGAGCAGCAGGGGGCGCGCGUCGUCACCCCAGCAUGCGAUAUCACCGAUGCCGCUUCCCUCAAACUCGCCCUCGACCUCUGCCGCCAGCUGUUGCCCCCGAUCAAGGGCUGCGUGCAGGCAUCCAUGGUCGUUCGUAGCGGCAACUUCGAAGGGCUAGACCACGAGUCCUGGCAAGCCAGCACCGCCCCCAAGACCACCGGCUCCUGGAACCUGCACGCCCACCUUCCGCGCGGCAUGGACUUCUUCGUCCUGCUCUCCUCCGUCAGCGGCAUCUGCGGCCCCCUCACCGACGCCAGCUACGCCGCCGGCAACACCUUCCUGGACGGUCUCGCCCGCUACCGCGCCAGCCUCGGCGAGCGCGCCGUCUCCCUCGACCUCGGCCUGUUCCUGUCCGCAGGCUACUUCGCCGAGAACCCGGACAAACGCGACCUCUUCCUGGCCAACACCGUCUGGGACGAGAUCUCCAUGGCGGAUCUGCACGCUCUCCUGGACCUCUACUGCUGCCCCCCGCUCACCGAACCCGCCAGCACCCUGCACAAGCAAAGCCAAGUGGUCGUCGGCAUCACCCCCCGCACCACCGCGGCCGGCCGCGCCAAAACCGACUGGAUGGCCCGUCCCUUCUUCCGCCUCCUGGUCGCCUCCCUCGACGCCUCGUCUCCGGAGCAGCAAGCCUGGUCCGGUUCGGCUGCGGGGGCCAUGGCGGGCGGCAGUGGCGGCUCAAGCCUGGCCGCCCGCCUGGCACACGCGCAGUCAGCCACCGAGACAAUCGCAAUCGCACUGCAGGCCACCCGCGACAAAGUGGCCCUCAUGCUCUCCCUGCCCGUCGACGAGAUCGACGUCGACAAGGCGAUCCAUCAGUACGGGGUCGACUCGCUGGCCGCCGUGGAGCUGCGGAACUGGUUCUCCCGCGAGAUGCAGGCGGACAUCGCCGUCUUUGAUAUCUUGGGCGGGGCGAGUUUGAUGUCCGUGGUGAAUUUGGCGGUCGGGAAGAUGAGGACCAAGUAAGUAGGAAAAAAAC